AUGGAUGUUUUUUAUGUUGAUUUUCAUCAUGGAGGACUAUUGGACGAUACAGGUAGAUAUGUAGGAGGGAUAGUGUCAAACUGGAAGUGUGAUGGUAACAGAGAGUGUUAUUUUGAAAUUUUAAGUGUUGUUAAAGAAAUGAGGUAUUCUGGGGUACUUGAAAUGUGGUAUGAUUUUGCUGGUACUUUAAAGGAACUAAUUAUUAAUGACUUUGGUGCAAUAGAACUACUAAAUUGGUCCAAGACUCAUGGUAAGGUAGACGUAUACAUAGUUCACCAUAUUUCCCAACUUGAUGUAGUAGAUGCAGUUGAUGUCAAACCUUUAUUAACUUAUGUCCAACCCACUGUAGUAGAUGAGAUACCUAAAACUGACAUACCUAAUGUAGUAGAUGACAUACCUGCAGCUAACAUAGCUGAUGUAAUGGAUGAGAUACCUGAAGCUGACAUAGCUGAGGGCCAACAUGACAUACCUAAAAAUGACAUAGGGAUAGGACAACAUGACACAAUGAGUGAGAUAUCUGACAUUGAGUCACAACCUAAGAUACGUGUUGAUAGUGACCAUGAUGAACAAAGUGAUGAUAGUGCAUUAGGGUGCAUAUUUGAUGACUCGGAUGAUGAGGUAUUAAAUGAUGGAAUUAAUGAGGUUUUGGUAGGAGUAGGAGGAUUUGUUGAUGGGGAGAAUGAUCAAGUGGUGGAUGAGGCAAGUAAAGGAAAUAAAGGUAAGGGUGGUAGACCUAAGAAAAAAAGGCCAAGGGAAGUUCCAAUAGGAAAAAUGGAAGACCUUGCAAACAAAGGGUUGAAGAAGCCAUGUCUGUUGAAAAUGAACAAACUAGUGAUGAAGAUACAAUUGAUUUUGGUUUUAUUAAAAAUGAUUAGAGGAAAAAUGGUAGAUAGGGGCCUGUCAGAUUCAGAUUAUAAAUCUGAAGAGUUGGAGAUUGAUGAGGAUUCAAGUGGUGACUACUUAGAUGAAGGAACUAAAGAAAAUUUUUCAUCAUUUGUGAUGCCUAAUAAAUUUCUGGACUAUAAGUGGGUUUUAGGUAUCAUGUUCUCACCAAAGGAGGAGUUUAAAGAAGCAAUAACAAACUAUGAUGUUCAUAAUGGUAGAGAUUUACCCUUUAUAAAGAAUGAUAAGAUAGGGGUUAAAAUGGGAUGCAAGGAAGGGUGUGAAUGGGUUGCAUUAUGUUCCAAAUUGCCAAAUGAGGAUACAUGGCAACAUGAGAAAAUUGAUUGA
Molecule: messenger RNA, 1230 nt
Organism: Lathyrus sativus (Indian pea)
Lineage: Eukaryota; Viridiplantae; Streptophyta; Magnoliopsida; Fabales; Fabaceae
Source: the annotation of a GenBank genome assembly